UAAGAAGGUUGUGUGUCCAAUAAUGAGGUCUGCCACGAGAACAAGGAUGCCAUGGGUUGUAAGGCCAAUGAAGCAAAGAUUGAGCAAGUGGCAGGAACUGUAGUUCCAGAAGCUAGUCGAACUACGGAUGGCAGCGAGGGUGAAUGCCCCUUGGUCAGGCAUGUCAGAAAGAGGAUGCCAAGGUGCAGCAUUGGUAGGCGAACGAUCAAGAAGUAGGCUAUUACACCACACAAAUAUCCAAUUGUCACUCUGGAAGUGGAUAAUGACAUUUUCAGGCGUAAUAUUAUGAUCAUCAAGAGGCAGAAGACACCUUAGUUGUGGGGAAGGAGUUUAGGUUGGUCUUUGCCCAAAGCGACAAUGAUGUGAUUAGUGUUUUUGUGGGUUUAGAAGAGGAGACACAAGAUGGUUUCAACAUUUGGAAUUCCUAACCAGGGUUGUUUACUUGCGGAAAAGAGUUCUUCCUUGUGGUCUUACAUUACAGACCUUGAAAGCAAAUAUAAAUCUGGUUAUAUAGACGAUGAAGCUGAGGAAAAGAGUUUGUCUCAACCAUCUUCCAAGAUGAUGGAGCAUCACAGCAUGGAAAAUCACGGGGAUGAUGACAUUGGAAGUGAAGAUGUAGGCGUGUUCACCGUAGAUGACGUACGUGCUUUCCAUGUAGGGAGGAAACUGAGCACCUUCUUUUCCAUCAGAAACCCUUCUCUUUAUCCUGGAAUCUUGCCUGGAGAAAUAGCUGAUUCGAUCCCUUUUUCAUCAUCAGAAACCUCCAAAAUUCUCCAAUUCUUCUCAGUCUCUCCUGAGUCACCCAAAGGCAAAGCCAUUAAAGAUACACUUAGAAAAUGUGAAAUUGAACCAGCCAAAGGGGAGACCAAAAUCUGCGCUACCUCUUCAGAAUCCAUGCUUGAAUUUUUGAAGAAUGCUUUCGGGGAGUCUGAUUUCAAGUUAAUAAGCACAAGCCACCCGACGAUGACAACCCCAACAUUGCAGAGUUACACAAUUUUAGAACCUCCUCGAGAGAUUGAGUCUCCAAAGAAAGUGGCAUGUCAUCCCUUGCAAUAUCUUUACGCAAUUUACAUGUGGCAUUACGAUGCCACUGAGACCAAGAUUUUCAAAGUCCCGCUAGUUGGUGACAAAGGAGAAAAAGUGGAUGCUCUCAUUGUUUGCCACAUGGAUACUUCAGCUUGGAGCCCUAAACAUACCGCAUUUAGCUUGCUUGGUACCAAGCCUGGAAUCCCUGUUUGCCAUGCUUUUUCUGAAGGUCAUGGUGUUUGGAUUAAAUCCUCUAUGCCUGUUGCUACCAUCUAA
Theobroma umbraticum is the source of this 1302-nucleotide messenger RNA. Its product is annotated as BURP domain-containing protein BNM2A-like. NCBI's taxonomy places the organism in Eukaryota, Viridiplantae, Streptophyta, Magnoliopsida, Malvales, Malvaceae. The record is from RefSeq and is a predicted model, not a curated record.